CAAUCGACGACAGUAACAGUUACGGCUUGACACUUUAGCUUUAGCUCACAGACAGGAAUCAGAAGCGGUGUCGUUCAAAGAAAUAUCCUUUCAGAAUGUCAGCAGCCGGUCCAGAAGGUUCUGGCGCAGCGUCAGGCAACAGGCGCCUGCAGCAGACCCAAGCCCAGGUGGAUGAGGUGGUGGAUAUUAUGCGUGUGAAUGUGGACAAAGUGCUGGAACGUGACCAGAAGCUGUCUGAACUGGAUGACAGAGCAGACGCACUGCAGGCUGGAGCCUCCCAGUUUGAGACCAGUGCUGCUAAACUGAAAAGAAAGUACUGGUGGAAGAACUGCAAGAUGUGGGCCAUCCUGAUAGCCGUCAUAGUGAUCAUCAUCCUCAUCAUUAUUAUUUGGAGUUAUUCCUAAAAAGCAACAAGAGCAGGAGGGGAGGACGACACAAUGAAGAAGAGGAGAGGAGCAACGUACACAGUUAUUGUCUCAGAGAAAGACAUCACGCGAUCACUGGAUACUGAGCUCCGCACAUUUCUUUCUCCUGGCAGGAGGUCUUCAUUCCUUGUCCUGGUUUGCCCUGUGUGUGUGUGUGUGUGUGUGUUUGUAUAAGUGCCUGAGUAAAGGAUUGUCACUAUUCCAGUUUUCCCAAGCAUUACUGCCCCAUAUCAGAGGUCUUUCAACUUGCGUUAGUUUCACACCACUUGCCAAAGAUAACAGAAGCAGGUUGAUUAAGGUCAAACUCAACCUAUUUAAAAAUAUAUAUGUAUAUAUCAAAGCACACACACAUACUCCAACCUCAGGACUAGAAGUGAAGAAUGUUGUUGUUGUAAACUCUCCUCAACUUAUAUUUACUUUUUUUAUGUUUUAUUAAUAGCCAUUGAUUUUGUGUGCCAGGUUAAGAGAAGUGCCUUUGAGGACAUGCUGAUCUGUGUGAGUUUAGAUUGUAACUUUAACCCUGCAUAUCACCGAAGAGACAAUCUUGGAACCCGUCGGCUAUCAUCUGAACACGAUUUAGCCUCUGUGGGUCACAGCCAGUGUUUCAAGAGAUCGAGUAUAGCCAGCAGAUUUCUGGGCCAAGACUUAUACUACUGUGUGCCGCUCAUUGCUUAUCUUUUGAUUAGCAGCUCUAGACAGGUCCAGACAACAUUUCGGCUAAUCUCUAUGCAGAUAUGUCUGCAUAUAAAUGCAGAUAAAUUUGGAAAAAAAGCUAAUAACGCUAUUUUGUUGUCAGACGAUGGCCAUUUGGUUCCGAGAUUGCAUUUUGGACACCGCAUUCUGCCUCUUUUGCUCUCCAUACAGACUGUAAGCAAUUAAAGGCUGCUUAAACUUGAUCGGUUAAUACUGUUCAUUCUACAAAUGGAAACCAGAAUCUGAUACUAAAAUCUUCUCCCUUUGCCCACAGAUCCUGCUCUCAUAUGUGGAUAUCUGUUUAUAGAGAUUAUUGAAGCGAUGCCCCUUUCCGGUUCAAAUUUGUACUUUAUAUUGCCAACAUUUUGAUAUUCCUCCUCAUUUUUUAAAAAUAAUUGCUGGUCUGCCAUUUCAUGAAUGGUUACAGUUGAAUGGGGAUUGAUGGGAUCUGGUGCCUUAUUUAAUUUAUGCCCAUUGUUUAGUGCCAAGUGACUUCUCUGUGUUAGACAUUUGAUUUUGGAUUGAAUAAAGAACAACGUCAUUGGUCACCCGACAACAAAUAAGCUAAUCAGUAACACACUGUUGAACCACCUGAUCAUUCUUGUCCAUCUUCCAUUGCAGGUAGGAUUUAGAUACAGUAGAAACUAUUAUGAGCUUGUGUUUAGAUAAGUGCCUUUAUGCUUACACCUACAGCCUCGUAGCAAGGCACAGUUAGAGAAACUGCCAUAAAGUUUAAAUAAAAAAGUGCUACACUGGGUUAAAAGUGGCGAAUUGUCUCAAUCUGGUGCCUUUGUGAUAUAUUCAAGCACAAAAAAAGUAAGAAAAAGUAGUGUCAGACAGAUGCCUUAAGAGGUUUCUCCAAUGGAGAACAGCCACAAUACAGCCAGGCGUUAUUGAUCAUAUAUGCCAGACAGUAAAGAGUAGUGCCUUCUGAACUGCCCAAAUAAAUACUGCGCUGCUUCUUUAUUCAGCCGAGCUUACUAACCAUUAAUGGAGUUUUCUGUUAAGUCACACUGGCAUUUAUCCCACCUGAUCAAUGCAAAAGGACUUCUCACAUGUGAUAUUUUAGUUUUAUUAUGCCUCUAACAAUAGCUUUAUUGCAAUCUGUUAUGUAUAGAACUAACCUUGGGGAGACUGUAUAGUAUUUUUUUUUUUGUCUAGGGGCUCACUGCUGCUGAGCAUCAUCAUUUUAGUGUAGAGAAAAACAUUGUUGGGCAAUGACAGUGUUAUAUAUCAACACUGGAUGAUUGCAUCCCCUGCUCUGCCUUCAUUCUAUUGAAAUAAAUGUAUUUUAAUGAGAUAAAAAAAAAUUGCAAUUACCUUGUAGUUAAUUUCACUCUGCCUGAAUUUUCAUUACUGCAGUUAUAAUUUGAAGUACUAUUUGGGACAUAUGCGGAUAUUUGACCUCCACAGCAUAUGCAUGAUACUUUGGUAAUUGAUAAUGAACACUACACUGCAAAGAUUGGCUCUUGAGACCUUUUUAGAAGAAGCCAGACUGUAGCCAUUGAGGAAAUUGUUAAAUAUUUUUAAACAAUACUAAAAAUGUUUUUUGCAGACCAGGCUUUUAUCACAGAUGUGUGGAAUUGCCAUCAUCUUCUUUGAGGCCCAGUAACUUCCAACUCUUGCUCACGUCUACCCACAGGGAACACAUUUGGAAAUAAGUGCCGCUCUACUCUUUGGCCCUUAAUGCCUUUUGCUUGAAUAAAACAGAUUUAACUUAAA
Molecule: messenger RNA, 2840 nt
Organism: Plectropomus leopardus (leopard coralgrouper)
Lineage: Eukaryota; Metazoa; Chordata; Actinopteri; Perciformes; Serranidae
Gene: vamp3
Product: vesicle-associated membrane protein 3 (cellubrevin)
Biological process (GO): vesicle-mediated transport
Cellular component (GO): membrane
Source: RefSeq, a predicted model, not a curated record